GUGGGUGCUACAUGGUUGCUAGGGGGGCUGGAACCGGAAACGGACAAAAGCGUCCUGGACGCUCCAUCACCGGAUUCUGUUUUGAUAUGUUGUUGUUUAGCUAGCAGACCCAGUGAAACCAUUCUACUCAUUUGUAAGGGAAAAUGUCGAUAAUAAUCGCGCUUGACUGAUCUUUCCCUUAUUGGGAUAGGAGAAUAACUUGUAGUUAGUAACCAUGACAGCAGCUGCUGCUCUGCAGAUUGGAGACCAGCUGAUCCUGGAAGAGGACUACGAUGAGAACUACAUCCCCUCUGAACAAGAGAUCCACGAGUACGCACGAGAGAUUGGCAUUGAUCCCAAUCGGGAGCCCGAGCUCCUAUGGCUGGCCAGAGAGGGCAUUGUUGCCCCACUGCCUCCCGAAUGGAAACCCUGUCAAGACGUGACGGGGGACGUGUACUACUUCAACUUCUCCUCGGGCCAGUCCACCUGGGACCACCCGUGUGACGAGCAAUACCGCAGCCUGGUAAAUCAGGAGCGAGAACGAGCCGGCACCCAGCCUCACGGGCCCCCCACCACCGGCGCUAAAAAGGAGAAGAAAAAGAAAAAAGACAAGAAGGAGAAAAAGAAGAAGGCAAAAGACCAAGAGCUCCUGAAGCCACCAGGACCAUCUAUAAACAAAGGGGAAAGGCCUGCAUUGAAGGAGAGCCAGACAGAAACACCCCUGGGAACAGCGAAAGGUUCCCUGCCAUUAAGCUUGACCCUUGGGCCCCUGCAGGCCCCAUUGGGGAGCCUGGGGAGCCUUGCUCCUCUGCGGGGUCUUGAUGGCCCGGCCUUGAGGGGGUCCCUGAGCAGCUCUGGAGGGCUGGAGCCCCUGAAGACUCCCCUUGGGGGUCCUCUCUCAAGCCUCGGGUCCAGUCUACUGGGAGGGCGACAGGAGGAGCGUGUGGCUUUCUCUCCGCCUGGGUUCGAGGAUGACGAGGAUAACAUCUCAGAGGAUGAGCAGCCGAGUCGUCGUGGCUCGGCCAGACUGUUACAGAACCUCCACCUGGACUUGGAUGCGUUGGGAGGAGGGCUGCAGUAUGAGGACAGUGAGGCCAGUGGACUGGCCCCGCCAGAGGAGAAGACAGAAGCAGAGCUACAGGACCUGGCCCUGUCUGGAGAGCACAGCCCUGAGCCCCCCUCUCAGCAGGUCUCCCUUCGUGGACGCCACCUCCUCUCCUCCCCACCAAGCGGAGGCAGCAGGGACUGCAGUAGUGCUGCUGGGGUCUGCCCCCCUACCCCAGACCCCCAGCCUGCUAAAACUAGAGACAGUGGAGAGCAGGAAGAAGAUUAUGAGGGGUGGGGAGAGGACAGAGAGAGUGUGGCUGAGGAGGAAGGAGGUGAAGAGGAGAACCAGAGAGAAGUAGGGCAAGCGAGUGAGAAGAAGGAAGGAGAGGAGGGGGAGGGCAAGGACGUUGAGGCUGAGGUCAGUGAGGAGGUAGAGUGUGAAGGAAAGUUGGAGGAGGGAGAGGAGGAAAGUGACGAGGUCAUAAAGAGGUGUGUAAAAAGUGAGGAUGGGGAGGAAGAGGAGACUGGUGACGUAGUUGAGGAAAAUGUCAAUAAAAAUGAGGAAGGAGGAAGUGAUGAAAUGAUGGAGAGAUAUCUUGGAGAGCAAGAAGAGAGUGAUGAGGUAGUAGAGCGGUGUGUUACAAAUGAAGAACUAGAGGUAGGUCAUGACAAACAGGUGGAGGACUGUAAUGAGCUAGUUGAGAGCAGUGUUAAAAGUGAAGAAGAACCAAAAGCAGAUGAGAGAGACACUAAAAGUGAGGAAGCAGGAGAGGAAAAAGAGGGGGAACAGGAGGAAGAGAGUGAUGAGGUAGUAGAGAGAUAUAUGAAAGAGAUGGAGGGAGGAGAUGUAGAGGAAAGUGAGAUAGUGGGCGAGAGACAUUUCAAAAGGAAGCAUGUGGAAAGGAAGGAAGAGACUGUUAGAGACAGUAUAGAGGAGGAAGAUGAGGCAAAGGGAGAUGAGGAUAGUGAUGAAGUGGUUGAGAGGUGGUUGAAAGAGGAGGAGGUGAAAGAGGAGGGUGAGAGGGAGGUGGUGGAGAGGUGUGUGAAAAGUGAGGAAGAGGUGGAAGAUGAGGAGGCUGAGGAGGGUGAGAGUGAGGUGGUGGAGAGGUGUGUGAAAAGUGAAGAAGAGGUGAAAGAUGAGGAGGGUGAGAGUGAGGUGGUGGAGAGGUGUGUGAAAAGUGAGGAAGAGGUGGAAGAUGAGGAGGGUGAGAGUGAGGUGGUGGAGAGGUGUGUGAAAAGUGAAGAAGAGGUGAAAGAUGAGGAGGGUGAGAGUGAGGUGGUGGAGAGGUGUGUGAAAAGUGAGGAAGAGGUGGAAGAUGACGGUAAAGAGGAAGCUGGUGAGAGUGAGGUGAUAGACAGGUGUGUGAAAAGUGUUGAAGAGGAGGGCAAAGAGGAGGCUGAGGAGGGAGAGAGUGAAGUGUUGGAGAGGUGUGUGAAAAGUGAGGAAGUAGAAGAGGAGGUCGGCAAAGAGGAGGCUGAGGAGGGAGAGAGUGAAGUGGUGGAGAGGUGUGUGAAAAGUGAGGAAGGGGAGGAGGGUAAAGAUGAACCUGAGGAGGCGAGGGAGAGGUGUGUGAAAAGUGAGGAGGGGGAGGAGGGUAAAGAUGAACCUGAGGAGGCGAGGGAGAGGUGUGUGAAAAGUGAGGAGGGGGAGGAAAGUGACAAAGUCUUCGAGAGAUGCUCGCUGAGUGAAAAACAGGCUAGGGAAGGAGAGGAGAGCAGUGAGGAGGAGGUGGAGGGGUGCGUCAAAAGCAAACGAAAAGAAAAGGAAGGAGACAGACUUGAAGAAGACAGUGAUGAGGUGGUGGAAAACUGCAUUCAGACCGUGCAAGCCUCACCGAAACCCAAAACAUCCACAAGCUCAGAGGAAGUAAUCGAGAGACUCGAGCAACAAACGGUCCAAGCUAAGUCACUGGGGAAGAAGAAGUUAGCAGACCUUAAACGAAGUGACAACAUGGAGGUGUAUGUGGGGAAGAAGAAGAAUGUGCCCAAACAAAGCCCUCUACCAGCAGAGCAGUCAGAGGCCAGCGAGCACAUCGAGGUGGCAUCCUCCUCCACUGAGGACCUCAAGUCUGGUUUUGGCUCCAAGUUGUCAGAGAAAGUCCUGGACCUGAAGGAUCUCUCCCUUGCUGUUAGUCCACUCCUGCAGGACAAAGUGGGGAUAGUGAAAGUCAGUGCGGAGGAGAAGGAACGGAGGAAGAGGGCAGAAGCUGCAGAGAGGCGUCUCCAUGGUGCAGGCAGGGAGGAUCCAGUGAUGGAGGACAGGCCCCCCAGCCAGCCCAGUGAAUCCCAGCAGACCACAGGAUCCUCCCACUGUGAGCCGGAACCCCGGCUGCGGGCCGAGGGGGUCAGCACCAGCGCCAGCCUAGGGGUGCCGGGGGUCCAGCGGCCUGACACCUCCAGAGGCCGCCUGGUUAGGAGCCCCCACGCCCACUACAAAGAGGAAGCCCCCAGACAGGGGGAGGACAGCAGAAGGGCCCAGGAGAAGGAGAGGAGGGAGACUGAGAGGGAGAUGGAGGAGAAGGAGCGUGCGCUGCAGGAGAGGCAGGAGAAGGUGCGCCUCCUUCAGGAGGAGCUGAGCCGGGAGGAGGAGGAGGAGGAACGGAGGCUGAAGGAGGAGAGCAAGGAGAGGGUCAGGAGCCUGAGGGAGAGGCUCCAGAGUAAGGGGAGGGAAGAGGAGAGCAGGCUGAGUGUGGAGUCUGAAAGCAGGCUACUGGAGCUGAGGGAGAUGGCCCGGAGGGAGAGAGAGAACCAGCAACGCAACAUCAGGGAGGAGGGUGAGGCGAUGCUGAGAGAGCUGCGUGCCACCCUGGAGGCGGAGAGAGAGGCAGAGCGAGAGAGGAUAGAGGCCCAGAGGAGGCGGGACCUGGAGCGACUGAGGGAGGAGUCAGAGGAGAAGCUCCAUGGGGAGAAGCGGAGACUGCUUGGGGAGCGGGAGGAGCAACUCAGCUCCCUCAAACAGGAGGGGAGAAGCAGUGCCAGUGAGAGGUGGAGGGAGUUGAAGAGCCCUCGUAGCCCGGAGCAGCAUCUAGCAGAGUACCAAAGAGAGUUGGGAGACGUGCUCCAGGAAGUGAGGGAGGAAGUGCAGCGUGACCAUGCCAGGAAGCUGGGGCAGCUCAAAGACGACCACCACAGAGAACUCAACUCGAUCAGAGAGAGUCAUCUGGACCAGGAGGCUGUCCAAAAGGAACAGUUGCUGUGUGUCCUGCAGGAGGAGAGGGAUCGCCUGCUGGCUGCACACAGCGCCCAGCUGGAAAGACUCCGUACACAGCUAGACUCCCAGCUCUGCAAGACCCGCCAGACACACACACGCAAGGAGGCAGAGAUUCAGGAGCUGGGGGACAGGCUGGAGCUGAGGGCCAGGGAACUGAAGAGCCAGGAGACCAUACUGAAGACCCAGGCAGCGAAUUUGAAGAAGAGGAGGCAGCAGCUUGGGGAUGAAGAGGAUGAGAUAGACAGAGGAAUCGAGGCUCUGCCUGGAGUCAUGCAGGAGAGAGAUGGACUGAGAGAGGAUCUGGAGAGGGUGGAAGGACAGAGGGACAGGGCGAGGCAGGAGGCGGAGAGAGGGCGGGAGGAGAGGACCAAAGUGAGAGAGGAGUUGGAGAGAAUGAGGGAGGAGAGGGACAAAGCAAGAGAGGAGAGCAGGAGGAUGAAGGAGGAGCGGGACCGGCUGGAGAGCAAGGUGGAGCUGCUGCAGGAGCGCUGUGAUCGGCUGGGCCGCAGAGUCAGUGAUCUGGAGCAGAGUGAGAUCAAGAGGCCUUCUACUAGACUGGACAGAACAGAGGAGGAGGAGAGGAAGAAGGAGAAGGAUAGCGAGGCAGCACCCUCUGCUGGACGGGAGAAAGUGCUGCAUGUGGAACACCUGAAAGAACCUCCUCUCUCCCCCAUCUCCAGAGACAGCGAGAGCAGCUUGGAUGACUUGCAUCAGUAUAUCUCCUCUGAGGGCCUGUCCCUGCAGAAGGCCCGGCGCUUCCUGGAGAGGGAGAGUGGUCGUCUGAGUGAAAGACAGGCAGCGCUGCAGGCAGCGCAGGCCCUGUCCAGCUCCUCUCAGUACCCCAACACCACCACGCACGUCCAGGCCACACAGCAGAUGUACAGGAACCUGCAGCAGGAGGCCAGUGACGUGGAGGAGUUGAGGGUGACUGUGCAGAGGGGGAACUCGUUGCUACGCAGGAAAGAGGAGAGACUGCAACAGCUAGAGAGCUCCGUAGCUGAAGAGGUCUCCCAUCAUCACUACUAUGAUGACCAGGGCAGACUGGCUGCUGAUAGGAAGGUAACCUUUGAUGUGACUGAAUCGGAUAUGAGCAGCGUCAGCAACGGCCAUGAUGGCCCAGGUGGGGAGCCCACAGUGCCAGCUAAAGUGCAGCACUUAGCCGAGUCGCUCCAGCACAUUUCUGGCCAGCUCAACACAGUCCUGGGCGCCCUGGGCUCCCUGACCCAACGCCAGACUCCUUACCAGCCUCUCCCCCUACCUCUGCCACUCUCCCAGCCCCGAACCCCCACCUCAAUGCCUCUUUCACAGCUCUCCAUGCCUCAGUCUGGGCCCUCCUGGGCAUGGGCCCCUCACAGCACCUCCACCCAGACACGGGGUUCUGAGGACCUGCUCAACAGCCGCUGGGCCAAGCUCUUCCCUGGGGCUCCUAUUGAGUCCAUAGCCACCAGUUCCUUGAGGACCAAUGCUCUUUAUUCAGGGUACAGUCCUGCAAGUGAGCAGGCUCGUAGUCUGUCCUCCAUGCAGCCUAAGGCAGCGGAGAUGGAUGGCCAGAGGCUACAGGGUCUGAUUGACGGCAACAAGAGAUGGCUGGAGACACGCAGGAAAGACCCCAGUGUACCUCUGUUCACGCGUUAUCGGACCCCCCCAACUAUGAGUGGACUGGUCCAGCUGAGCCUGGACGACAACAACCAGAUUAAAGUGUACCAUUACUAAAGGGGGAGGGAGAAGUUACAUACGGAGCAAGGAUCAACACAAGCAGAUAAAGCUGUAUUGUUACUGAAAAAGGGCUAAGGACAGGGGUGGGUUUUUAAAAUUCACUUUUAAUGCAGGGAUCCCUCUAGCUCUGGUCCAGGGCGUUACUAGAGGAACCGCCCUCGACUGUGUGUGUACCAAAGGUACGCCCUGGACUAGAGCUAAGAUUCCUCUACAACCACAUUUCCAUAUCAGAUUACUGUAAGAAACCUUACCUCCAGUGAACUCUUCAUCCUCAGGUUUAGCUGUGAUUGGGUGACAGAAGAGAGAACACUAGGGCUGUUGUAAUUUCAUUCAUUUGGCAUGCAAGGGUGAACAGCUUGGGAGUAUGGAGACAAUAGCCCCCAAAUCAGUUUGUUUCCCAAUUCUUUUGCCUCUAUUUAAAUGUUUCAAAAGUAGAACGCAUAGUUGUUACAUAUUCAAUAGGUGCUUCACUUUAUUAGGAGAGACAGAGGUUUAUGAGAUACCGUUGAUAUCUUACAUUUCUAAGCCUCAUAACUGAUGUGAGAUGGUAAGUGACUAAAGAUCAGUGUCGUUGUAAUUCUGCUGUAUGAGAAGUUCAAGCCAUAAUAACCACUACAAGGGCAAGACAACUUGUGAAGCAUUCAGUCUAUGAAAUUCUGGUAAGAGAGACCCUCUUCCAGUGUGUUUACUGUGCAGAUAGAUGUGUGCAAUUUUUACAGUAUUUUUAUAAAUAUUUUAAUAAAUGUAAAGUGGUGUAUAUUCAUAA
Salmo salar (Atlantic salmon) is the source of this 6719-nucleotide messenger RNA. RefSeq lists its product as uncharacterized. Gene Ontology annotation, molecular function: protein binding. The record is from RefSeq and is a predicted model, not a curated record. Gene Ontology annotation, cellular component: centriole; centrosome; ciliary transition fiber. NCBI's taxonomy places the organism in Eukaryota, Metazoa, Chordata, Actinopteri, Salmoniformes, Salmonidae. Gene Ontology annotation, biological process: cilium assembly.